Molecule: messenger RNA, 6413 nt
Organism: Drosophila gunungcola (fruit fly)
Lineage: Eukaryota; Metazoa; Arthropoda; Insecta; Diptera; Drosophilidae
Gene: bin3
Product: 7SK snRNA methylphosphate capping enzyme bin3
Exons: 9
Coding region: 1206-5450 (1414 amino acids)
Biological process (GO): snRNA modification
Molecular function (GO): snRNA binding; RNA methyltransferase activity; O-methyltransferase activity
Source: RefSeq, a predicted model, not a curated record
AGCUUUUGUUUUGCUUAAGUUUUGGAAAUUUUCUUUCUUUUGUUGAAGGACAUCCAUUUUGUUUCAAUUCUCGUUAGAGAUGAAAACCUUGCAAUCAUUAUUACCGAUGUUUUCAAAACAUCGAUGACAUCAAAGUUAGAGUCGAUGUUUCCACCUCUAAAAUAUUUGCUUGUUUUCUCCGCGUCGACUCGAAAAACUAUAUACUUACGCGGCGUUUUGCGACAAAAUUCUUUAAAAUCGUUCUUAAUUGAAGAAAAUAAAUAAAAGAAGAGUGCCCUGUACUGUGAAAAUAAAGCUGAAUUAAUCGAAAAGAGUUUGAGCAAACUACUGGAAAAUUAUUGUGAGAAGCAUGAGAAAAGGCCCACUGUGCGUCGUUCCGUCGAUGUUCCAAAUCGUUCCCUGGCAACCACGGCGCAACGCCUUGGCAGUGAAACGUUUCAUUUGCUGAAAAAACGCGAACGCAUUCGGAACACAAGUGAUCGGAUGUCUCGCAGCGAGUUAGCAUAACAAAAAAUAACGCGAGCAGCAGCUGCCCACAGUGGAAGUAAGAAAAGACCGACGGCAAAACAAUAGAGCACGGCAGAUUAGUCGUGCGUAACCGAGUGACUAAACCCGGUGGCAAAGCCAACUCGAACAAACAUAAGAAAUCAUUGCGGCUAAAUAAAAAUUCAAAUCGGAGAUUAAAGAAAUAACGAUCAGGCAUUAACAAAAAGGAGUGGAUACCGAGAGGAGCUCAGUUCGUGAACAAUUUACAUAAACCUACACACCAAAAUGGAUCAUUUCAACAAAAUAUUUAACAGUGAAAGUGAAAAUGGUUGAAAUAUCAAAAAAAAAAUAUCAAAAUAAAUAAAUGUACUCGUUAUCCCAACGAAUGCAAUUUCAAGUGCUGCAUAAAGUUAAACAUAUUUUUGCAUUGAUGGACAUUCGAGCGUUAUCAAAUAAAAACACAAAGGAGCAAGGCUCUCAGAGAAAAGUCAUAAAGUGUUCUGUUCAAGUGAAAUUAAAUACCUUUUAUGAUAAAAUAAAAGGGAUUUCAGAGCAAAUCGAUUAAGUGAAAAUCCAAAUAAAAUAUUCGAAAAGUGGUAUUUAAGUGAUAGUUGAAAAGUGGGCUUGCACAAAACAGAAUUGAUAAAGUAAGAGCUUGGAGCUCACCAGUAGAAUUUAAUAAUUAGGGUUAAGCUAUGCCAAGUCGCCACUAGAGAAAUAUGGAUAAGCGGCUCAGCGACAGUCCCGGAGAUUGUCGCGUAACCAGAUCCAGCAUGACGCCCACCCUGCGCCUGGAUCAGAGUCCCAGGCAGGAGCCUCAUUCCGCACAGCCCGAGACGGGCCCAACAACAACACCAGCAGCAGUAGCAGCCGCACCUGGGAAGUCCAAGUCCCCCACUCCGCUGCCCGGCAAAUCGCAGGCGGCACAGCAUCACCAGUUUCGGGCUCCGCAGCAGCAGCAGGGCCCCAAGAACCGGAACAAGGCGUGGGGCAAGCGGCAGCACAAGGCCGGCGGGAAGCACAAUGCCAGCGCCUGUGUCGGUGCCAGUAGCGCCCAGACGCAGUCCACCGGCUCCUCCGCCCCAGCCACGCCCCUGCUGCCCACGACAGCGGCGGCGGCAGCCCACAAGGCCGAUCUCGAGAACAUCCAGAAUAUUCAGAACAAGAAUCAGAAUGCCGGCAGUGGCAACAACCAUCACGGCACCACCGGAACCGCCCAUCACGGCGGCGGCGGUGGCGGCGGGGGAGCCCAUCAUGCCGGCGCGGGUGGAGGUGGACACCAUCACCAUCAUAACACGCGUCUGGCGCAGAACGCAGCCGCUGGUGGAGCUGGCGGAGGAAGCACUAUGCAGCUCUACAAGAAGAUGCUGCCACACAGGGGCCACCAUCCCCAUGUGCUGUGUGCCGGGAACAACGCGAACCAUACGUGCUGCCUGGGCACCGGCUGUAACGGUGGCUCAUCCGGUGGAGCGGGCGUGGCGGGGGGCGCAGGCGGCGUGGCGGGAGGAGCGUCCUGCAAGGACGUGCAAAGCAGCAAGGACACCAGCUCGCUGAGUGGCAACAGCAGCAUCGCGGGCAGCGUGGGAGCGAACAAUGCGGUGCACUAUUGCUGCGGUCGCUCCAAGUUUUUUCUAUCGGAGAAGCGGCUGCGCAAGGAGGUGAUUGUGCCACCCACCAAGUUUCUGCUGGGCGGCAACAUCUCCGAUCCGCUCAACCUCAAUUCGCUGCAGAACGAGAACACGUCAAAUGCCUCGUCCAGCAACAAUACGCCGGCGACCACGCCCCGUCAGUCGCCCAUCACGACGCCCCCGAAGGUGGAGGUGAUCAUACCGCCCAACAUCCAUGAUCCGCUGCACCUGCUGGAUCCCGUUGAUUCGAUGGAGUACGAGAAGCAGCUGACGUCGCCGAUGAAGCGGGGAGGGGGCGGCGGCGGCGGGGGAAUGCUGCACCACCGGCAGCACCAUCAUCGCACGCGAAAGAAUCGAAAGCGUCGGCGCUUCGAUUCCAACAACACUUCGCAUGCGGGCGAUGAAGCAGGGGGCGGCGGGGUUGGCGAACUACCCGACGAACCGCCGCUGCCCACGGCCACCUCUUCGCUGGCGGCGUCACCCGUUGCCGCGCCGCCCGCCAUCGUCGGCAGCGGCGGCAGUUUGCUGCUGAGCGAAUCGGCUGCGCCGGCCACGGGCGAAACGGCGGAAAUGGGCCACCACCAGCAGGCGCAUGUGCGCUCUCCGCAGUCGGCGGCGACGUCAAUGGCCACCGCGGAGAUGCCCACGCCGACGCCCACCGAGGCAGCGGCUGCGACGGCGGCAGAGGAGCAAGUAGAACAGGCGGCGUCAACGCCGGCAGCGACGUCAUCACCGCAGCGGCAGCAACAUGUGGCCGCUGCUGCCGCCGCCGUGGACGAAGCUAUCCCCAUCCCACCUGCCGCCUCUGCUGCUGAGCCGCCGGCUGAUGCGAUGCUGCUCAGUUGCUCGGCCACGUCGUCGGCCACACAGGCGGUGGCGUCGACGCUGGCAGAGCGGCGGGCGCAGGCCAGCCGGGACUUGCGACUGGAUUUGUCGAGCACGUGCUACGGCGUCGGCGGCACGGGUCUGAGCUUCGGCGGCAGCAGCGCAGCCAGCGUGGCCAGCGGCGGCGGGGGAGGAGGUGGUGGCGGUGGCAGGAAGAGAAAAAUCAGCGAGAGCAACAAUUCGCAAAAGAGCAAGAAAUUCCAUCGACACGAUGCCAUGGACAAAAUCGUCAGUCCGGUGGUUCCGCAACCAGGCGCCUGGAAGCGGCCACCGCGCAUCCUGCAGCCCAGCGGAGCCAGGAAGCCCAACUCACGCCGUUCGACGUCCUUCAGCGAAUCGGAGUUGCUAAGUCCCGUCGAGGAGCUGCCGCCCAAGCAGCUGCCCCUCAUCGAAGUGGAAAUACCCCGCGAUGACACGCCCGAUUUGCCGGAACACGGACUGGGCAGUCCGUUGAGCACCACUUCGGCGGCCACCUCGCACACGGCUGGCGAACAGGAUUCCCUUGCCGGGGUGGACACCAGCAUGACGGAUGCCAGCAUGGCGUCCGUGGGCACGGCCUUGGCACCAGUGACCAGCAGUCUAAUGCUAGAGCCAGCGCUGAUUCCGCCACUUAAAGUGAUGCCCAAGUUCCGGGCCGAUGGGCUGAAGUACCGGUACGGAAACUUUGAUCGAUACGUCGACUUUCGACAGUUGAACGAGUUUCGGGAUGUGCGGCUGCAGGUCUUCCAGCGCCAUGUGGAACUGUUCCAGAACAAGGACAUCCUGGACAUUGGCUGCAACGUUGGCCACAUGACCAUUACCGUGGGCAGGCAUCUGGCGCCGAAGACCAUUGUUGGCAUUGACAUCGAUCGAGAGCUGGUUGCCCGGGCGCGGCGAAAUCUGUCGAUCUUUGUGCGCAUACCCAAGGAGGAGAAGCUGCCGGAGAUCAAGGUGGAACCAAUGUUGGAGGUGAAGUCGGAGUCAACGCCUCUGGAGAAGACGGAACCAGUGGACGAAGAAGAGGCUUCCGGAUCGGCACAUAAGAAAACGAGACGCGGAAAGAAGCGGCGAAAGGUGCAACAAGCUCUCCACCACAACCAUCAACACCAUCACCACCACCAUCACCAUCAUCAUCAUGAUCUGGAGCAGCUGCAGCAGCAGCAGAAGCUGGACGCUCUGCUUGUCAAGCCGCACGAAUUCUUCCCCAUCUCGUUUCCGCUUACCUACGGGGGAAUUCCCCAUCUGCCACCAUCGAACAAAUCACCCAACAUGUUCGGCAACAAGAAUCAGUUCCCGGCGAACGUCUUCUUCAGACACACCAACUAUGUGCUCAAGGACGAGUCGUUAAUGGCCAACGAUUCGCAGCAAUACGAUCUCAUACUGUGUCUCUCGGUCACCAAGUGGAUCCAUCUCAAUUUUGGGGAUAACGGCUUGAAGAUGGCCUUCAAGCGGAUGUUCAACCAGCUGCGUCCAGGUGGGAAGCUAAUACUCGAAGCCCAAAACUGGGCCAGCUAUAAGAAAAAGAAGAAUCUGACGCCGGAGAUCUACAACAACUACAAGCAGAUCGAGUUCUUUCCCAACAAGUUUCAUGAGUACUUGCUCAGCUCGGAGGUGGGAUUCAGCCACAGCUAUACUCUCGGUGUGCCCCGGCACAUGAACAAGGGCUUCUGCCGACCCAUUCAGCUGUAUGCGAAGGGAGACUAUACGCCGAAUCAUGUGCGUUGGAGCGAUGCGUAUUAUCCGCAGACACCGUACGAGGCAUAUCGCGGCAUCUACGCCACCCUUCCGGCCCAUCGGAUGGGCGGCGGCGGGAGCAGCGCCGGCGGUAGCCAUAGUGGGCAUGCUCACAUGCUGCAUCUGAGCAGCUCCAGUCGGUCGCAGAACUACGAUACGCCGCACUACGCGGGCAGCGCCUCGGGCUCGGCCAGUUGCCGGCAGACGCCGAUGUACCAGCCCACAUACAAUCCCUUGGAGACGGACUCGUACCAGCCCAGCUACGACAUGGAGUAUCUCAACCACAUGUACGUGUUCGCCUCGCCGCUCUACCAGACCGUCUGGUCGCCGCCGGCUUCGCAUCGCAAGAGCAGCUCGCACACGCCGGUAUUCGGGAGUGUGCGCGAAGCGGAACUGGACGGCGAUGGCAGCGGUGGCGGGGGCAGUGGCGGCGGCAGCUACCAUCGGCAUGUCUAUCCGCCCAAUGACGACACCUGCUCGCCCAAUGCCAAUGCCUGCAAUGCGUUCAACUCGAUUCGCGAUGCGGACGCGGAUGACUCCAAUCAGCCGCCCAGUGGAAGUCGACGGCAUGUGUAUGCCACCAAUUGCGGGGAGAGCUCGUCGUCGCCGCAGGUUAAUCAUCACGAGGCAGCCGGCGAGUUUGUGGACGCCCUGAUGGACGAUGAGCAGAAGCCGCCAACAACUGGCGGAGGAGGGACUGGUGGCGGCGCAGCUUAUUGUGAUCUGUCGGAUGCCUAGAAUAGGGAUGGUGGCUUAGACGGAAAAAAUGUGUCAAAAAGAAAAAAAACGAAAAAAUCGAAAAAGCUUAAGAAGACCGCAAAGGGUUUUCGAAAAGAAAAAAAUUCAAUGUAACCGUAAACGAGACGCUUAUGAUUUUCUAUGGUAUAAUGUGCGUAUAUAUUUUUAUAUAUUGUAAUUUAAUGGAAUGAAUAUAUAUACAAAUAUAUACAGAUUUAUAUAUACAAUUUGAACAGAGAUGCAUGUGUUUAGGUAUAUUGUAAUCGUAAUAGAUAAGGCUAAUCAUUUUUGCUAAAAAUGCUUUAUAGUGAACACUUGAUUUGAUCCUGUUGGCAGUUCAAUUGUAAUCCUAGUUUUAAAUCCACCAUAAGCAAUACAAACUAACACUAACACGCUCACACGUAUAUACAUCCAUAUACAGGCACACCACACCCACCAACACUCACACAUACAACAUACAACAAGCUGUAGCUUUAAAUGAUAUACUUAAAUUGUGCUAUAAAAAUGUUUAGGAAACGUGAAAAAAUCCCAUGAAAUUCAACUAUUUUUGAUUAACAUUUUGGCAAAGCAAAAAAUAUUUAAAUGCUGCAAGGGAAUGUGAAAACAAAAAUGAAAUAAAGUGAACACAAUGGCAAAGCAAAAAAAACAUAAUACAUUAUUAUAAUAAGCCGUUAGCAAAGGAGAGAGUAUGCUUAACAUUAUUUACAUUAGGUUCAAGCCAAGCCUAUGGUUAUAGCUAAGCAAGUGUAGCACUAUAUUUCAAGUUUGAUCAACAGCAAGAACCGAUCUUUAAUCUUUUCCACAUUCUAUGGAGAAGCGAAACCCAUGAGUUAUAUCUUUGCUAUGUUUUUGAAACAUUUUAAUGGAAUAUUUUACUUUUUUCUGAGAAAAUGAAAAUUAAUGUAGUCGAAAGAAUUAAAAAAGAUAUCUAUAUAUAGAAAAUAAACAAUAUUAUAUUGCAAA